Messenger RNA from Drosophila biarmipes, 496 nucleotides. RefSeq names its product putative 60S ribosomal protein L33. The record is from RefSeq and is a predicted model, not a curated record. The transcript is spliced from 2 exons. The coding region runs from base 151 to 342 and encodes 63 amino acids. Lineage: Eukaryota; Metazoa; Arthropoda; Insecta; Diptera; Drosophilidae.
CUUUUAAGUUGGCUUUGUGGAAAGUUUAGUGGCUUUAAGUUUGAAAAUUUCCAUAGCAAACACAGUCCGAAAUCCGGUUAAAAGUUAAGUUCGAAUAUCGUGUCCAAAUUGCAAUACAUUCCGCUGAGUGCUCUCCCAGGCGAUCCGAAGAUGUCCGACCAGUUCAAGUUCAACGACGCCUUCAACAGCCAAACCAUGCGCGGUCGCGCCAAUGUAGCCAAGGCCACCUGGGCUUCCGUGGGCCUGGUCUACGUCCUGGUCAAGAUGCAGCGGCGCAGCUCCAAGCGCCGCGAGGCCAAGCUCUACUGCAAGGGCUGCCAGCAGGCCCUGCUGCACGGCUAGGGACGAUGCUACCGACUAACUGCUACCCCCUAAUCCAGCCCCAGGCCAUACCCAGUGAUCCGGUCCAGUUCCCAGUCCUCUAGUUGAAGUUCCUGCCCAUCCCGCCUCCUCGUGUACCCUGCUCAGCCUAAUAAAUUUCAAAUCUUGACAUCGA